Messenger RNA from Amaranthus tricolor (Joseph's coat), 1994 nucleotides. RefSeq names its product bZIP transcription factor TRAB1-like. Gene Ontology annotation, molecular function: DNA-binding transcription factor activity. Gene Ontology annotation, cellular component: nucleus. The coding region runs from base 315 to 1715 and encodes 466 amino acids. The record is from RefSeq and is a predicted model, not a curated record. NCBI's taxonomy places the organism in Eukaryota, Viridiplantae, Streptophyta, Magnoliopsida, Caryophyllales, Amaranthaceae. Gene Ontology annotation, biological process: positive regulation of DNA-templated transcription. The transcript is spliced from 5 exons.
AAUAAAAAGAGUUUAGUGAUAGAAAGAGAAAGUAUUUUUCAUUUUUGGUAUUCACAAACAAAGAAAGAAAGAUUGAAAAGAGUUUUUUCUCUUAUUUUGAAACAACAUCUAGAAAUUCGACACUUGUCCUUAAUUAAAAAUUUUCCUUAUUGGUUGUUGAAAGUGAGCUACAAUUGAUGCUGAUUGUCUGAUUUACAUGUAAGAAUAAAUUGGUGUUUUUUGAUGCUGUUUAUACAAGUAUUUGUUAUUGAAAUUUGUCAGAUUUGUAGAAAUAUCAAAUAGUUUCAAGUUAAAUUGUUAAUUUAGUGGAGAAAAUGGGGAGUAAUUGCAAUAUAAACUUUAGUGAUGGGGGUGCUGGAGGAAGUGGGAGACCACCAGGGUCUGGGAAUUUUGGGUUAACUAGACAAUCUUCAAUAUAUUCAUUAACAUUUGAUGAACUUCAGAAUACAUUAGGUGGGAUGGGGAAGGAUUUUGGGUCAAUGAAUAUGGAUGAAUUGUUAAAGAAUAUAUGGAGUGCUGAAGAAACACAGUCUAUGGCAACAGGAUCAGGAGCUGCAGCUAUGGCUGCAGCUGCUGCUGCUGUUGCGAACAUGGGUCAGGAUGUGGGGAAUUCGGGUGGGUAUUUGCAGCGACAGGGCUCGCUAACACUACCUAGAACACUUAGUCAGAAGACGGUUGAUGAGGUUUGGAAGGAUAUAGCGAGAGAAUUUAAUGGCGGAAAAGAUGGGGGAGGCGGGUCUAAUGUGCCUCAACGACAGCAAACGCUUGGGGAGAUUACUUUGGAGGAGUUCUUGGUGAGAGCUGGGGUUGUACGGGAAGAUGCUCAGGUAGUUGGGAAGUCUAAUAAUGUUCCUGGUGCUGGGAUUUUCGGAGAUUUUACUCAGCCGGAUCAUAAUCAUAGUAGUAGUAAUAGUGGGUUUGGGAUUAAUUUUCAACAACCUGGACGAGGUAUGGACUUGAUUGGUAAUCGAAUUUCUGAGACGAAUCAUCAGAUGUCGUCUUUGCAAUCAUCUAACUUGCCGUUGAAUGUUAAUGGGGUACGAACAUCACAGCAGCAGGCAGCGGAAGUGCAGCUAUCUCAGCAGCCGCCACAGCAGCAGCAGCAGCAGCAGCAACAACAGCAACAACCGUUGUUUCCUAAGAAGUCCACAGUUUCGUAUGGAUCUGCUAUAACACUGUCGAGUAAUAGUCCGUUAGGUAAUGCAGAAAUGAGGGGUGGUUUGGUGGGGCUAGCUGAUCCCGGGUUGAAUAGCAACUUGGUUCAAAGUGGAGCUUAUCAAGGGGGUGGUGGUUUGGGUAUGGUUGGGUUGGGAGGAGGUGGGGCUAUUGGUGUUCCUGCAGGAUCACCUGCAGCUUUGUCGUCUGAUGGGAUUGCAAGGAGUAAUGGGGAUUCUUCCUCUGUUUCACCUGUUCCAUACUUGUUUAAUGGCGGACUUAGAGGGAGACGAGGACUUGGUACUGUUGACAAAGUUGUCGAGAGGAGACAAAGGCGUAUGAUCAAGAAUAGAGAAUCUGCUGCACGAUCACGAGCACGAAAACAGGCCUAUACUAUGGAGUUGGAGCAAGAAGUUCAGAAACUAAAAGAGGAGAAUCAAGACUUGCGUAAGAAACAGGCCGAAAUCAUCGAAAUGCAGAAAAAUCAGGUGAUGGAGAUGAUGAACGCACAAUCUGGUCCUCGAAAAAAGCUUAGACGGACGCAGACUGGGCCGUGGUGAUCUGAAGGAGAUGUUCAAAAACUGUAGGUUUUUUGUAUAUAUUUUGUAGGAAAUGGAAGUUUUUCUGCUUACUGGAUAGUAGAUACUAGUUCAGGAAUGGAUUGUAUUUUAGGUUGAAAUUCUACACAUUUUUAUAGUUUCCUUUCUUGGUAAAUGGUAAACAUCAUCAGUUGUAGGAAACAAUUAUGAAGCGUGACAUGAAAUUAAUCCACCGUUAAACUAUUGGAUAUGUAUUUUUAGGAUGUGUCUAAUUUUUAUUUUUUUUUUAUUUCUUUUCUA